Molecule: messenger RNA, 1508 nt
Organism: Amoebophrya sp. A25
Lineage: Eukaryota; Dinophyceae; Syndiniales; Amoebophryaceae
Source: the annotation of a GenBank genome assembly
CUGUAACUCGUUAGGUUAUAGAGUCUCGGAGUGCCGAUAUCUACGCCCACAGAAGCGUGUUUUUGUUGUUCACAUAGUUCUUGUUUAACCAUGUUCAGCGUCCUCAGCAUAUUCAACAAAUAACACAGAAUGCCGCCUGCAGAUCUCUGCAACUUACAACUACUUGUCAGCGCGAUACGAUAAAGUGUCCGCCCGCUCAAAAGACACGACGCGUAGAGUACGCUGAUAGCAAGUAUCAACCUCUCAAUUUUUGAAAGGUAACGCAAGAAGGAGAAACCGAGAAUUCAUCUCAGAAAGGAGAUGUUUUCUUACAUCUUUGGGGGAAGUAGUUCUUCGAAGCAUGCGACGGCCGACAAGGAACCGCCGGUCACGAAGGGCAUGUUCGGCGGAACCUAUGGCCCGAAGGAGAAACUAAGCAAAAGCGAAAUCAAAAAGCUGAAUCGAUACUGGGCGAGAAAUAUCAAUAAGCGGGACAUGCACUAUCAGGAAUUCAUCAACCUUGCCGAAUGGCAUGGCAAUCCCCUUGUUCCGAGGGCACUUGAAGUCCUCAACAGCGGUGUGAAGGUAUUACUGGAGUCAUUUUUCACCUGCAAGAAAUGGUAACGAUAAAAUUUAACUUAAAAGUCACCGCGAGCACGACCACCACGAUAUGCAAAUAUCAUGAAGUUGUAUGCUUACAACGUCUGUUACGCAUUUCGUACAUCUUCAACAUCCAGAAGAAAACUAUAGGAUCAUCUUGAUACUACAACUACAACUACUAAUAACGAUAGUUAUCAUGAUUAACAUGAUUACCAAAAUACCAAUACCAUCAGGACCACUAAAAUUGAUUAAGUAAUCUCAUCCGUUCAGGAGUCAAAAGACUUGUCAAAGAGCCCAACAGUGCGCUUACAAGACUUCAUAAACGUCUACGAGAAGCUGCGCAAUUAUCAACCAAGAUCAAGCAAAAUGGAAUUCGCUUUCAAGCUGUUGGAUUUCGAUGGGGAUGGACGUAUUACUCGAUUAGACCGACGCUAAUGCUUUACAUUUCUUGCAUGAUGUUGUGCUUAUAGGCUAAAAAUGGAAUCAAUAAAGACAUGAUUGUUCUAUCGCGAAGAUGUCUCGAGAAAUUCUCAGGUGGUGGAGGGUGGUAUCAAUGAUCUUGUUGUUCGCACUUCAAAACCAUCAACAUUCCACUACAAGCAACUAGGUGUCAACGAAGGAGAUAUCGUGCACUUUCUCAUGACCGUUACCGGGAUAUCGGAAGACGCCUGUCGAUACCAUGCAUCGGAGAUUUUAGAAGGGCGGCCAGCAUUUACGAGACAGGAAUUUGAGGAGAAUGUGCCUUUGAUACAGCUCUGUGCAAGGUUUGAUUUACCGCAACCCCCAGGAUGAGCACGAGGAAUAUGGGCAUCAAGAGAUUCCCUCAUCCCCACCGUCGAUAUGACCCCCUGAUUUACUUCCUCUAGUUUUUGUCCCUAAUAGCUGAACUACAAAUAUAAGGCAUUUUGCGAAGACCAACAGAAGGGUGA